UACUAUUACCUUUGCCGACCGACUUCAGUGUAAGUCGGAUUGCUUUAUCGUAAUCAUGAGAGAUUUUGCAUUCGUACUCUUAAUCUUUUCCGUCGUCAUUGCCAUUAAGGGAUCUGAGCUGGAUGCCAUCCGCCUUCGCCGGACACCUUUAACUCAGUUGGAGGGACAUUCAAUUCUACCGUUCAACAGACACCGACGACAAAGCUUCGGAGGUACCAUGAUCUACGAUAUGGACUUUUCGAAGUUCAUAAAUACUUUUAAGAGCUUGUUCUCGAACAAAGGUGGUGGUCGAGCAAAACCAAAUGAGGUUAAAGCAAGUGAUCAAGUAGCUCCAAUCCCGCCACCAGCGGUAAUAGAAACGCCCCUCAACGCGGGGGCACCUAAUUCAGGUGUAGCAGAUACAAGUGGUCCUGCAGCGAUUGAGCCAGCAGCUGACGAAGUAAAGGUGCCGAAUAACUUGCCACCGCUAAACAGUGGCGACCAGAGUAAUGCAUGAAAAAAGGAUGGCAAAUAAAGUUAAUUAGCUCAAAUCCUUGCAGAUGCCGAUUUGUAUCAUAAAUAAGGUGAAACAUUUCUGA
This is a messenger RNA of Armigeres subalbatus, 578 nucleotides long. RefSeq lists its product as uncharacterized. Lineage: Eukaryota; Metazoa; Arthropoda; Insecta; Diptera; Culicidae. Bases 56 to 496 code for a protein of 146 amino acids. The transcript is spliced from 2 exons. The record is from RefSeq and is a predicted model, not a curated record.